UCGGAGAGCGUGCGCGCGUUGCAGGCUGCUCUAGAGGGUCUCUGGCUUUAUUCCUUCCUUCCAGCACUUCCCAACCUCAUUGCUCAGUAUGAAGGCGCUCAGCCCAGUUCGCGGCUGCUACGAGGCGGUAUGCUGCCUGUCGGAACGCAGCCUGGCCAUCGCGCGGGGCCGUGGCAAGAGCCCGGCCGCCGAGGAGCCGCUGAGCCUGCUUGACGACAUGAACCACUGCUACUCGCGACUGAGGGAACUGGUACCCGGAGUCCCGCGAGGCACUCAGCUUAGCCAGGUGGAAAUCCUGCAGCGCGUCAUCGACUACAUCCUCGACCUGCAGGUGGUCCUGGCCGAGCCGGCCCCUGGGCCCCCAGACGGCCCGCAUCUUCCCAUCCAGACAGCUGAGCUCGCUCCGGAACUUGUGAUCUCCAACGACCAAAGGAGCUUCUGCCACUGACCUGGCCCGCCCUGGCGCCUCCAGAACGCAGGUGCUGGCGCCCGUCCGGGACCCCGGGACCCUCUACGGCCGGAAGCCCGAGGGCAUGGAUGGGCCUCAACCUUGCCCUGCCCACUUGACUUCCCCAAACCCCUGCCUCGAGGCUGGACCUGCGCCCGGGAGCGAAGGACUGUGAACUUGGGUGGCCUAAAGAGCCGGCGCUAGCUCUGGGCACCAGCUGGGCAACCUCCCCCAGCCCUCACCCCACUCCCAAGUUUUAAAGACUGUCUUUCAGUGUGUGGAGGUGUACGGGGUUGGGGGUGGGGGCUGGCUGUUCUCCAAAUUCUGCCUUGGCCAAGGCAGCAGUAGAGCUGGUCUUCUGGUCUCCUUGGAGAAAGACUCUGUUGCCCUGAUUAUGAACUCUAUAAUAGAGUAUUUAGCUUUUGUACCUUUUUUGCAGGAAGGUGACUUUCUGUAACCAUGCGAUGUAUAUUAAACUUUUUAUAAAAGUUAACAUUUUGCAUAAUAAACGGUUUUUAAACA
Bubalus bubalis (water buffalo) is the source of this 970-nucleotide messenger RNA. RefSeq names its product inhibitor of DNA binding 3, HLH protein (gene ID3). The transcript is spliced from 3 exons. The record is from RefSeq and is a predicted model, not a curated record. Gene Ontology annotation, cellular component: nucleus; cytoplasm. Gene Ontology annotation, biological process: cell differentiation; negative regulation of transcription by RNA polymerase II; circadian regulation of gene expression. Gene Ontology annotation, molecular function: protein dimerization activity; transcription regulator activity. NCBI's taxonomy places the organism in Eukaryota, Metazoa, Chordata, Mammalia, Artiodactyla, Bovidae. The coding region runs from base 89 to 448 and encodes 119 amino acids.